Molecule: messenger RNA, 307 nt
Organism: Homalodisca vitripennis (glassy-winged sharpshooter)
Lineage: Eukaryota; Metazoa; Arthropoda; Insecta; Hemiptera; Cicadellidae
Product: ABC multidrug transporter MDR2-like
Exons: 3
Coding region: 11-307 (98 amino acids)
Cellular component (GO): membrane
Molecular function (GO): ATP binding
Source: RefSeq, a predicted model, not a curated record
GGAUGAACCAAUGCCUGAAAGCUUCGAAGUCCUCGGUCAUUUGUACCGUUUUGCGACGAAGGGGGACGUUUUCUUGCUCAGCAUCGGUGUCCUGGCGGCCGUAACACAUGGAGCGAGCUUUCCUGUGCUGGCAGUCCUAUUCGGCAGAAUGGUAGACAGCUUCUUAGUCGCCUUAAAGGAUUCAGAAAAGCCGAGGACAACAACUGAGGCAGCGGAGCCAUUGCUGGAGACAAUUCCUAACGAGGCAGACAGUAUUUGGACUCAGCUGGGGCUGAGCACUUUCUACCGAGGCAAAGUGAGUCCAUAG